Messenger RNA from Agrilus planipennis (emerald ash borer), 1076 nucleotides. RefSeq lists its product as uncharacterized. Bases 499 to 1056 code for a protein of 185 amino acids. The transcript has 4 exons. The record is from RefSeq and is a predicted model, not a curated record. NCBI's taxonomy places the organism in Eukaryota, Metazoa, Arthropoda, Insecta, Coleoptera, Buprestidae.
UUAAAAUUUAAAGAAAUUGUUUGUAAAUAGGUAUGCAAUACAUCGUACACUGUACAAGAAAUUGUUGAUACUAACUUUCAUUAACGUAAUACUGCUUUGCCCUGUGCCGACAGCACUCAUAUUUUUGUUUAUAUAUAAUAUUGUAUUGAUCAAUUGUAUUUUAGUCUUAGUCUUAACUUAACGUAACUUAGCCUAAUCAUAAUAAAUAAUUAAUGUACUGACUAGUUGAUUUAUGUAUACUGAUCGCUUAACAUUUAUACUGUUCAUUUAGGAUUUUUAUACUGACCAUUUGGUAAUAAAAUAUUGACUGAAAAUUGAUUUAUAUACAUAUACUGACCGAAAAUGGGUUUAAGUACUGACUAUUUAAUUUGUCUGUUUAAGAACCAAUUAGCAGGUUGAAAGUACAUUUCGUUUCGAUAACGGUAAAAACAAGCUUAAAUUUCAUAUGUAAAAUAACAUUCUUGUGUUUUGCUUUACUCACUAUACCUUUAAAAAAUCAUGCAUUUUACAUUCUUUCUUACUCUUAUAUGUUUAACAAACUUCGGAAUUGGACAAAUAACAGUUCCUAACCAAUUUCAUUUUCCCUAUGGAGAUCCUGUAAUUCCUUUCAUUGGACUUUUUGUGGCGAUUGCAUUUCCAGUUGAGAUUAAUAACGUGGAUUUAUUUUUUUCGGUUAAUUUAGAAGCCAAUUACAAUUUACCAUCAAAUCAAACUAAUUUCACGUAUCCACCCACCGUUUCUAAUAGGAAUUUUCCUACUAUUUCGAGAUUAGGCGUGUACAGGGCGUUAGAAUUCAAAUUAGAAGGGCAUGGAUAUCCAGGUCGGGAAUGCCUUUUAAGAAUGAUUUGUGAAUGUGCUGAGAAAAAUUUAGACGGAAAUGGAAUUUUGGGUGAUUUAAUAAAUAUAAUUUUGAGGCCUUCUUACAGUUUGAAAGAAAAUGGUUCAUCAGUAUAUGACGAAGCUGAAAAUUAUGGAAAAUCUAACGAACACUGUGAAAUAUAUCAAGACUUAUGCCCAUUUAGUAUUUUAAAAUUAAUUACAUGGUCUGAUAUGUAGUGUAGUCUAUUUAUGAUCAA